GGCCCUCCUCGGGCGGCCACCCACCCACCCACCCAGCCAGCCAGCAGGGGGACGGAGUGACGGGGCCCGCAGAAAAGGCACGGAGGCGCGCACUCCGCCCCCGGCCUCCAGGAGGGGCCUGCAGGAGCUCCCCCCAGACGACGGGCACCGCCAGCUGCCUCGCGGAGUGAGGGGUCCGGGGCGCCCAGCCUCGGGGCGGGGCCUCUCCCGGCGGGGAACCAGCCGGGGCUCAGCCCGCGCAGACGCGGCCCCUCCCCCUCCCCUCCCCUCCCCUCCCCCUCUGAACUUGCGCCGGGCGUGGAGGGCCGGCCGGGGGGGGGGGGUUGGGGGACGCGUGUUCCACGCAUGUGCAGCGGGGGAGGGACGCCUGAGGCCCCGGGGGCGGGCGAAGCCUCUGCCUGCUCGGGGGUCCUAGUCCGGCGGCGGCGGCGGCGGCGGCGGCGGGAGCGAGGCGUGGGGAGAGCCAAGCGCCCCCCAGUCCUGCUCCGCAGAGGGGCUCCCCGCCGCGCCCCCCUCGGCCGCCAGACCAGACCGGAUCAGCCCCGCCGCGCCGAGAAGGGCAGCGCAUGCGCGGAACAGGCCGGCCGAGGCCCUCCUGCGAGGGAUUGUGGGAGGCCCAGGAUGCGGGGAGUGGAGGAGGAAGGGGCUUCUGCGGGAGCAGAAGCGUCUGAUUUGAGAUGGCAAAUCAGGGCCUGCUGAGAUGAGCACAGGUGAGGAUGACCUGCUUCGCAUGCCAGGCAGGGGUGGGAAAGCCGCGCAGGCGGCUUCUGCUGCUGCUGGUGGUGAGAACAAACCAGCUAAACCGACAUCAGAUCUGGAAAGGCCGGUUUGUGGCAGCCCUGCCAUCACAGACAGCACGAAGCGAUUCAGGCUCAGCAAUAGCCAAGAACAGGCCACACUAGAAGGCCCUGGGCUGUUGCAGCCAAAAGCCAGAAGAGCACCUGGCCCUUCAUUUACCGCAAACGAAGCCCCCCAAAAGAGUAUGUUCUCUCUACGGCUGACUAGAAGUAAAAAAGAAAAACACAUUCCCCACAACAACCCCUCCUCACCAAAUGCAGAUGCCAACCCUAAAGGAGGAAGGCUUACCUCAGUGGCCAAAGAAGAUGGUGCAUGCCAUGUGGAGCAGCCUCCCGCAGAGGUUUCACAAGCGGUUCCACCCACCCAAGAGAACAACAGCAAGGGGGAAGUAAAAUCAUCAGCCAGCACUUCAUCUCUGGGAUCCUCUGUAGAUUAUGAGGAGGACCUGUACCGGGAUGCAGAAGAAAUAGAGAGAGAGAGAGAGUUACUUGUGUGUGGGGCAGGCACCUCAGUUUUUCCAGAAAAUAUACUAAGUGUUGCACCAGAAGUAGAUAUCAUGGAUUAUUGCCAGAAGGAAUGGAGAGGAAACACCUCAACUGCCAAGCGUAUGAGAAAGGGCUAUGAGGCUGUUUCACAAAACUUCAUUUCGAUCAGGAGAGUGCGAGGGGACAAUUACUGUGCAGUCCGGGCAACGUUGUUUCAAGUGCUCAGCCAAACGCUUCAGCUUCCUGACUGGCUCCGAGGCAAGGAGAUUUUUCUGCUGCCAGAGAAGUUGAUGGCCAAAUGCGACUGGAUCAUGGAGUGGCAAAAACUAACUGGGAAGGCAGAAAAUUGGAUUGACGAAAUGAAAGAAUGUUUACUGUUACUAAAGCAAAAGUGGGAAAGCAUAAGCGAGAUGAAGACUCUCACAGAGAGGCAGGCUGCUUGCGAUGAGCUUUUUAGAGGUGAAGAGGACGAGUACAGCCUGUAUGAAGCUGUGAAGUUUCUCAUGCUCAACACUGCUAUCAAGUUGUAUGAAGACAACGAGAAGGGGCUGGAGGUGCCUGAGUUCUCCUGGCUUCUGUUUGCUCGGGAUACAUCCAGCGACCCCUUUCAGCUCAUGAAAAACCAUCUGGAUCAGCUUGGGCACACAGGAGGCCUGGAGCAAGUGGAAAUGUUUCUCCUGGCCUACUCUUUGCAGCACUCCAUCCGUGUUUAUCGACUGUAUAAGUACAGCACAGAUGAGUUCAUCGCUCUCUAUCCCAGCCACCCAGAAGAGGGCUGGCCGGUAGUGACCCUCAUAACUGAGGAUGACAGACAUUAUAAUAUUCCUGUCAGGAUGUGCGAAGAGACUAGUUUCUAAAAUGACAUUAUGUACAGGUGUAUAAACUGAACAAUUACAAGGCAGAUUUUACCAUUUUCUGAUCAUAUCAGUAUUUAUUGGCAGUAGAAGGAGUUGUGAAAUUAAACGGACAAUUCUUGAUAAUGCUAAUUUGAUUCAUGAAAAUUCAAGCCCUGCUCCCCUUUCUCCUGUCAGAAUCUGUCAACCCCCGCAAUAGCCAGACUCUCGGGUUCAGCAGUUUGCUUGUUGACAGGAUGUUAUGACCAGCAUACAAGCAGGCUUUGCUGGAACUGUUAAUAUCACUCUCCCACACAUUCCUCCAACCCCCCCCCCCCCCCCCCGCUUGGGAUCCCGGCGGUGUCAAGCAGUGAAAAAUCUCCAAGGCCAAAUCAGACAUAAGGCCAGGUGCUGACUAGCCCAAAGGAUGAGAAAGUAACUGCACACCGACAGCAAAAGAAAACAAGCCUGGGGUUCCCACAUUGCCACCUGCUCCCAGCACACUCCGUAGUCUCAAGGCAAGAACCAGGGAAGAGAUGAAACUUUUAACAGGGCCUUGACAUCUCCUAAGGCUGGCUGAUUCCUGCUUCUAAAGAGAAGGAUUCUUCAGAGAUAUGCAGAAAGACACAAAUAGAAUGGUUGACUUCUCUAUUGCAAAGGGGACCCCUGUGCAUGCUUAAAGGAUCCAGAAUUGCCUCUAGUUUGUCUGCAUAUGCAGGCAAGUGCUAAGUACCUCAGAGAAACACUAGGUGGAGACUUGAACAGAUUGGUUUGGCCUCUGACAUGUUAAAUCCUGCCAGCAGGGCAGGUCCCAUGGGGGGCCAGCUGGCCACCGUUCAGGUUUUGCACAGCAUGGCCUGCCGGGGUAGCCUGCCCUGCUGGCGCUCCAGCAGGUCUCCCAGCCAUCCCCCAUAGGCCGCAUGCUAUGGCACCACCCCAGGGUGGCCGCUGAUCUGCGACUGCUCUGGGGUGGUGCCAUGGGGGGAUUCAGCUGGUUAAGUAGCGGUUCAGUAGAACUGGUGCGAACCGGCCGAAUCCCACCUCUACAUUCAUCCUGGUUUCUUUAGACACCUCCCAUUUUUUCUCCCAAUGGGAACCUUCAAGAUCUCAUUUAUAAGAAACUCCCAUCCAUCUUGUACUCUUAGUAUUCUUAAUCAUGUGAUCACACCCAGUAGUUUAAGUUUACUGAAAUCAGCUUUCCUAAAGUCUAGAACUCAGGUCUGACUAGACUUGGCAUGAUCCCCUUUCCUUUGUAUAACGAAUUACAGGAGAACAUGGUCACUCCCACCUAAGGACCCUACCACUUCCACCCGAUUAAUCAGGUUAUCAUUGUUGAUUAGGAGCAAAUCAAAAACAGCCAAUCCGUUUGUUGCCUUGUCCACCUUCUGGAUCACAUGUGUCAAACUCAAGGCCCACGGGCCACAUCCGGCCCGGCAUACUGCGUAACACUUCAAAUCCCAUUGUCCGGCCCCAGCCCCGGAAGCCGAGGCGAGCCGGGAGGGGGGCAGCCUUACGGGGCCAAAUGGCGCCCAGAUGCAACCCCCCCCCACUGGCUGCCCCCCAGCAUGGAACACUGCUUACUCACAAGUAAGCCCUGCUCCCCAGCCCCGCAGCCAGGACAACUGACAUCCCAGCUGCUGGGCAGGAAGAGGAGCCAAGGGCAGCCCCUCUUUGCAGCCCAGCAGUCAAGGUGCCAGUUUCUCCGGUGGCUUCUGGGCAAGAAGGAGAGCCCACGGCAGCCCCUCUUUCCAGCCCUGCAGCUGGGACACCAGUUUUUAUUUAUUUUGGAAUAAUAUCCUGUGUUUCGAUGAUGUUCAAAAAAUGUUUCGUUUUAGUCUGCUCAAUAAAUGUUUAUCCUGUUUGGUCCAUGA
This is a messenger RNA of Sphaerodactylus townsendi, 3987 nucleotides long. It is a transcript of the gene OTULIN, whose product is annotated as OTU deubiquitinase with linear linkage specificity. The transcript has 9 exons. NCBI's taxonomy places the organism in Eukaryota, Metazoa, Chordata, Lepidosauria, Squamata, Sphaerodactylidae. Gene Ontology annotation, biological process: protein linear deubiquitination. Bases 701 to 2140 code for a protein of 479 amino acids. Gene Ontology annotation, molecular function: cysteine-type deubiquitinase activity. The record is from RefSeq and is a predicted model, not a curated record.